Molecule: messenger RNA, 864 nt
Organism: Daphnia pulex (common water flea)
Lineage: Eukaryota; Metazoa; Arthropoda; Branchiopoda; Diplostraca; Daphniidae
Gene: mRpL47
Product: 39S ribosomal protein L47, mitochondrial-like
Exons: 4
Coding region: 47-808 (253 amino acids)
Biological process (GO): mitochondrial translation
Cellular component (GO): mitochondrial ribosome; mitochondrial large ribosomal subunit
Molecular function (GO): structural constituent of ribosome
Source: RefSeq, a predicted model, not a curated record
UACUAGUAAUUGUCAAAGACUCAAAUCAAAUUAAACAACAUUUGCAAUGGCCGCCUCCGUGAGAAAUAAGCUACUUACGUGUGUGUUUUCUUUUGGCCGAAUAUUAAAUCAGCAAGCAAUACGUAGUCAAUUAUCACCUUCAAAAUGUUUUCAACCGAUAAACGUUGUCGCUUCCAUCCACACGACUUCAUUCAAGCAAUCCAACUUAAUGGCAUUCUUCGAUGAUCCAAAGAAUUUUGGAGCACAGGAAGUAAAAAGUGGACGUUCGUGGACUUUAGAUGAGCUUCGAAUCAAAAGUAAUGUUGAUCUCCAAAAAUUAUGGUUUGUGCUACUGAAGGAACGGAAUAUGCUGUUUACUAUGGAACACAAUUGCCGAGAAGAUUGCAGGCUGUUCCCUUCACCAGAAAGAAUUGACAAAGUUCAAGACAGUAUGAGAAGGAUAGAAGAAAUUGUACAUGAAAGAAAUGAUGCUUUUUGGCAACUGGAAAUUGGAGAAAAAGCACCAAAUCCUAGAGCAGUGAAAACUUUAGAUCCUGAUGAUCCGUUAGCUACUGUUCGUGAAGCAAUGGAAGCAGUGACACAAGUAAAGGAUGGUGCAACUCUCAAGUUUAAAUAUUUAAUGAAGGAGAAAGAAAUGAGAAUGCAGAAUAGGAAAGUGAAACUUCAUGAGAGAGAAGCAGCGAUGCUUCUUAAACGUUUUCCUAAUUUGGAUAAGGAAGCGCUACAAGCCAAGUAUCCUGAUGUCAACAUCGACAAACUAAAGUUCAAUAAGAAAACUCGUGGGAGUCACGAAUUUAAUACUGUUUGAAUUUUAGGUCCACGUUGUGUAGAUGAGUUAAUAAAAUAAAAAAAGCUCCCAAAUAA